AUGAUAUUUCGAUUACCUAAAAAGAUUUUUAAGGAAAAAGUCUUCGACCAUCCCACCAAUACAUUACUUCCAGAGAUGAAGAUUGGGUUUAACCUAAGAACCAAGAAAGAAGUUUCAGUUACUUCUUGGAUAAGUGACCAGUUCCCAGUCUCAGGAGCAUUCAGACUAGGACUAGACCGAUCAGGAGCUAACCAGUUACUCGUCUGGCGCCACUGUGAAAUCUACUGGUCCAGAAGCUCUCAUUUGACUUUAGAGCUAUCCAGACGCUACAUUGAUUAUGAAUUCAAGUUCGAUAAGAAAGGUAACAGUUCGGUCUUGCCCAGCUGGUUCUUGGAUACUCUAGGCCAAAUCACUGUAACCAAUGUGGUCAGCAGCAGCAAUAGCAGUAACUGGAUUUCCGAAAUCAGUGAACCCUGCAAGACGGAUUCAAAGAACAGCUCAGCGAUCUGCAUCACGGAGAAGCCAACAGCCUGUAGGCAAGGGUCGUAGUAUUUCAAACCAAGAAGAGGAUACAUGAUGGAUAGUGGCUAUUUUGAUGGUGAUAGUUUGAACACUGGUCUUAGCGACUGCCAUGGAAGCUGCCGGAGAAACUGUUCUUGCAUUGCUUUUCAAACCUUUUCUAAUGGACUUGGUUGCCAAUAUUGGGGAAAAGGGUCAAAGUUUGUCCCUUAUGAUAGCUUCAACUUCAAAUUAAUAACUUAUGUCCUUGAUUUUGUACAGUGAUGAGUGGUUGGAAGAGUAACUAUG
Messenger RNA from Capsella rubella, 747 nucleotides. Its product is annotated as G-type lectin S-receptor-like serine/threonine-protein kinase At1g67520. Lineage: Eukaryota; Viridiplantae; Streptophyta; Magnoliopsida; Brassicales; Brassicaceae. The record is from RefSeq and is a predicted model, not a curated record.